GAGUAUUUUUCAGAGAGGAGGAUCUGGUCGCCGCAGAGAGGGGUGGUGAUAUCUAAGGUGCUAUGGCCACCCCCUGACUGGCUGACGGUCGCAGUUAGCGCGCUGUCACGACGGAGCACAUUCUGAGCUUAGGGCUCAGAUUUUAUUUUUGGACUGCCAUGGAGACUGGCCCUUCCAUUUGUAGGAAGGGGGUAUAGUUGCGCUCAACAUGAGCCUUCCGCUCUGACACUCCGGGCUGGGACAAGCAGGCAGCAGCCGGCCGACCCCCAAGCAGCAGUCACACAGGGGACUCCCCUGUCCGGCGUGUUUUUCAACGGUAGUAAGCAUUACCUGUAUAUUAUGACCACUCUAUGGAACAUGAUGGUCUUCUCCGUUUUGCUCUAUGACUCCAUUUUGCCCACAAGCGCCUUGGGACUUGUCUGAAGUUGGUACAGUUGAUCUGCCAACUUCUGUCUGUAGCAUCUGAACAGUAUGGGAGACACACUACUAUGUGCAAAGGGGGUUAAACUGCUCAUGGCUGCCAGUUAUAGCAAUGUCACUGAACCAGGCCUGCUGUCCCAGCAGUACCCUCCAGCUCUACUGCCCAAGCCUGGCAAGGAAAAUGUUAGACUCCAGAAACUACUCAAGAAAACUGAGAAAAAAAUCAAGAAAAAAGCUGCCCCUGAAACGGCAAAGACACCGGUCCCUUUCCGCUCAAACCUCUCCCCUGUGAAUGAAGCAAGCCCUGACUUGGAGCACAGUGACCACUCAACCCCUCCUAAAACCCCAGAGGCACCCUUCUACACACAGCACCCCAGAUUCGCUGUCAGGCCAUCCUAUCGGCAUGUGCCAUCCCCUUACCCGCAACAAGGAGCCACUUUUGGUGGAACAACAAGGUUCUCCCCAAAGCCAUAUGCUGCACCAGCCCCCACCUUCCCCCCGCAUGUGGCCCCACUCUACACAUUUACUCCAACAGCCCCAUCACCCAUUCCAGGGCCAGUCUCGCAUGCAGUGGCACCCACAACGCCUGUGCCAACUUCCUCUGUGCCUGAAGUGACAAUGACAGCUGCUGCUCAAAUUGCUCCUCCAGUCCCUGCUCCAGUUGUUCUUGUCACAAUCACUUCUGCUGCCACACAACCUACUCUGCGACUAGCCCCAGUAGUAAUACACCGCAAAAGUCCAAGUCCACGGUUUAAAGCUACUGAAGCUACACUAAAAGCACCCAAACCAAUGUUUGAUGUCCGUCAAAUUCGGGUAUAUACUGCAUCUAAGUCCCCCCUGCAUGAUUACACGGGAAAGACAUUUACUGCAGACACAUUACCUCGGAGUAGAACACCCACAUCAGACAUCAGAAGGGUAAUAACACCAACAGCUGAAAUCAGAAGAAGUGCAACACCGGCAUCUGAAGUGAAAAGCAAUUUAACUUCGACAUCAGAAAUCAAAAGGGUUGCAACGUCUAAAAUGAAUCAAGGUACAACGCCGACAUCGGAAAUCAAAAGAAGUUUAACACCGACACCAGAAGUCAAAAGGAGUGCAACACCUACAUCUGGGGUAAAAAGAGGUUUAACGUCCAGACCUGAAAUCCAAAGGAGUGCAACGCCUACAUCUGAAGUGAAAAGAGCUAAAACACCAACUCAUAACUUUUUAACACCAAGAACUAAUUUAGGUCGACCUAAGACACCCUCAUAUCAUGUGUCCCGUGCCAAAACACCUGUUAUUGAAAUAUCAAGACCCAACCCACUUUUAUUUGCUGUCUCACCCAUUACAAUAGAUGCACAUAGAUCUAAAACACCAACACCUGGUUCUAAUUCUGCCAAUCCAUCUUUGUCUGGUUCUCAAAAUCUGCCAACGUCUGAGCCUUCAAAAUCACCAUCAACUAGUCAUGGUGCAAGAACUCCAAAUGGGGAAGUGACAUCAAAAGAGACUCCUACAGCUAAAUCACCUCCUGAAAACACUUUAAAACCAGAGGCUCCUCGACAAAAAGCUCCAAUAGUUGAGUCUACCAGAACAAAGACCCCUACAGCUUCAUUAGGCUAUCAAAGACCAAAGACCCCAACAAAUGUCACACCAACUCCUACAGCACCCUCAUAUCAAAGACCCAAGAUUCCAACCAAAGAAACACUAAAGCCUACAGCACCCUCAUAUGAGUACCAAAGACCCAAGACUCCAACAAUUAUCACACCAAAGCCUACUUCACCCUCCUAUCAAAGACCCAAGACUCCAACAAAAAAAACACUAGAGCCUACAGAACCCUCAUAUGGGUAUCAAAGGCCCAAGACUCCAACCAAUGAGACACCAAAGCCUACUGCACCAUCAUAUGGAUAUCAAAUGCCCAAGACACCCUCGAAUGAAGAGCCUAAACCUAUGACUCCAACAAUCGGGUAUCAAAGGUCAACAACACCAGUAGUUGGGUAUCAAAGACCACAACCACCAGCAGGUUAUCAAAGACCAAAGACUCCCACAGCUGGGGUAUCAUCCAUAGGAUUUCAAAGGCCCAAUACACCAACAUAUGUGGCCCCUAAACCAAGCCAUACAUAUUAUGGGUUAACUCCUGUUGCAUAUGUUGCCCAUGGUGGAAUCCAACGUUUCUCACCUUCAUUCGGCAUAUCCAGGUCUAAGACCCCAGCUCUAGAGGAAUCUAAAACCACAACGCAAGAGUUGGAAGCAUCUAAAAUACCUACCCAAGUGUUACUUGUAAAAACACAUCCUUUGCCCAUGGUGUCCAACCAGGAAGCAUCCUCCACAGAAAAAAUCACUUUAAAUGAGGCCAUAAUAUCCACGACUCCAGCAGUGAAGCUUCUGCUUCCAAUCAUUGUUGUUGCACAAGCUGAAGAUGUCUCAGAACCAAGCGUAUCCACAGCUGUGACCAGCAAAAUGACAACUCCUGUUCCAGAAACACCAAAGGUUAAAACUGUGGCCAGCACAAGACCAUGGGCUAAAUCGCCAACACCUGAGGCUAAGAAACCAGAGGUUAAAACCCCAACUUAUGGAGUCAUCCCAAAACCCAAGACACCCACCACAGAAACCCAACACCCUGUGCCUUCUGCUGCAAACAAAGAUGCAAGCAAGACAAUACCUCCUGUCUCAAACACAGAAUCUCCUGUGGCUAAAGCCAGGUUACAACAAAAAGAGUUAAAGGAAUCACCAGACCCUAAAACGCCCACCAAAGCAACCUCUGAGUCUAAACCGGCAGGGACAAAGCUGACUACUUCUUCUCCACUUGGAAAGACCUCAGCUCCUGAGAAGCCUUUGGUGGCUGUUCAGUCUCUGGCUAAACCAAAGGAUAACCAGGAAGCCCAACCUGAAAAGCUGGUAUCAGCUCCAACCACACCCUCAACAGAGAAGGAAGAGGGAAAAGACUCUUUCCCAGCAGCUGCACCUCUUCUUAAAGUGAUCCAAAAGCCAAAGGGCAUGAUGAAGUCUAAACUUAGUGGUUGGUCACGGCUCAAGAAGCAUAUGGUGGUGGAAGAAGAACCACCUACGUUCCCAGAAUCAAAUCCUAUGAAAGACACCGCAAAUGGAACUGAGCAGGAGGGAGGUGAAGCGAAAAAGGAUGAAAAGGUGUCAUUUAAAGACAUGGUGGCAGCUGUAACGGCUGACGAUCCUCCCAAGGCAGCAAAGAAGUGGGAUUCUCUUCUCUUCGAUAUGUUCUCCUCUAAAGAGAAGAUUAUGCAGGUGAUUGAAGCUAGCAAAAGUGAGGAGGAGAGAAAAGAGCAGCCAAAGGAUGCACCAAAAGAAAUUCCAUCCUUCGCGCAUCGUCUGCCUGUCCUCCUUUUCAGCCCAAAGUUUGAUGCCAAAAGGCUAAGAGAGGCUGCAUCAAGGCCACUUACAAAAAUUUCGACAGUGUUUGAGAUGGGUCUCAUAGGGCGUAAAAAUAAAGACGAGGAACCAAAAGAUUUUAACAGAACAGCGAGAGGGUUCACUUGUCCUUAAACCAUGUCUCUUUGGACUGGUAAAGAUGAAACAGAAGAACAUUUUGAAAAAUUCUGUUAAAUGUUUUGUGUACAGGUGAAGAAAUAGUAGUUAUAAUGUACAGGUCCUGUGUAAUAGUCUCUCUGCUUGACACAGGGUACAAUAUUUAAGACAGUCUCUUAGAGAAUGUGGUCUGAACUUUAUACUUGAGCACUGAUUGUUCUGUUGUCUGACUACGUUACAGAUGUGUCUGAAUGUCUCUUUCUCUGACAGUAUGAAAAUAUUACCUUGAAAAUCAGAGCAUAAGGAAAAAUAUAUUUUUGUCUUAAAGGAAUUCAGACAUCUCCUGAGAUUAAAAUGUACAAAGAUUAAGUAAAUCUCAGAGCUUCUUUUCUGUCCACUGUUAAACCAUGAUAGGAGAAUUAAUGACUUUUUCAGACCUCCUCACAUCUUUUUUUUUCAAAAGUGGUCCUGAGACUGCAGUGUAAUGUAUUUAGGACUGUACAGUAUAUUGAUGCAGGAUUUGGUUAUCUGAAGAAAUUUUACUCCAGGGGAUUCAGAGUAAUGUAACCAAAUAAGGAUGAAAAAAUGAGGAGAAUAUAAAAGUAGUAGGAGUGUAUAUUUCUCCAAAUGGUGCUAUUUCCGUACGUUUUUCAAAUACACUUUAGAUAUUCAGCCGCUUCUUAAAAGUUAGAAUGUUCGAUUAGACUGCAUAUGCUUAUGCCAGCUUUGCCAUCUUCAAUUUUUGGAGUACAGGUCAGUGAGAGUGUUAUUUGAGAUUUGCUAACUCCUGGGGGAUGAGGCAACUCUAUGAAGGAAGUGUUUUACUGUUGGCAUGGAUGGAUGAGGGGUCAGGGGGAGGCCUUGUGGGAUAUGGAGGCAAGUGAUGAUAAAGGCAAAGAAAAAUGUAUACAGUAAGUACUUAGGGCAGAUUCCUAAUUUGAGAUCCACAAAUUUCCCAUUGACAUCAAUGCAGGAUUAACGUGAAAGUAAAAUUUAGCAUGUUUCACAGAGUUUUCAAAUACGCAGCUUUCAAACGAGGGACCCAGAAGAGUCAAGAGCUGAGAGUGACAUUUGACCUUAAGGUUCUCUAGGUUCGUCAGCUUGUUAUUGAUGCUUUACGUUUGUGUUUCAUGCAUGGACUAUAUAAAAAGAUUAAGAACAUUGUCUCCUAUUGACAGAGUGAUGUUCAACCAUUUUGCAAUCUGAUGUUUAUCUGUAUAAGUGUACAGUAAAUGUUAUUUUCUAUAUAUUUUUUGAUAAAAGAGAAAAUAAAAUAAAAACUUGAAUAGGAAAAUGCUGAUUUUGGUUUAUGUUUGACAUAGAAAGUUCAUCUUGAACAUCAGAAUGAAAUAGAGAAAAUGUAUUCUGUAGUGAAGAUAAUGGGCAGAGCAAGGUCAAGGGCAAAGCUAUUGCCUUAUUGGUGUUUGAUAAAAGCAAUAUUAUUGAAUUGUAGCUGGUAUUUUGUAGAUAUAAUUGUUGGUUUUUAUCUGCAGGACCAGCAGAAUAAAAAGGUGUUUUUUGCCUAAGAAAA
Salmo salar (Atlantic salmon) is the source of this 5425-nucleotide messenger RNA. The record is from RefSeq and is a predicted model, not a curated record. Lineage: Eukaryota; Metazoa; Chordata; Actinopteri; Salmoniformes; Salmonidae.